Messenger RNA from Alosa alosa (allis shad), 2322 nucleotides. RefSeq lists its product as uncharacterized. The record is from RefSeq and is a predicted model, not a curated record. Bases 548 to 2230 code for a protein of 560 amino acids. Lineage: Eukaryota; Metazoa; Chordata; Actinopteri; Clupeiformes; Clupeidae. The transcript is spliced from 8 exons.
UAAAUGCAUCUUUCUAGAUUACCAGGGUCUGGAUUUUCCAGGAUAGCUCUCUGCACUGCUGCUGAAGAACUCUUGAGAAGAUGGUCCCAGUGUCCAGUGGUCCUGCCCACGCUGCUCCAAGGCCCGCAGGUGUGGCGCUACGCCUGCUCAAUCCUCCCGCCACGGCCGCAGAAGUGACAGCUCCCUCAUAACGGCUAUAUUAAGGUUCGCUGUGUGUGUGUGACAUGUCGCCAGAGUUUUCCAGGGCUGCCGAGAGGAAUCCACCAAACAUUUCGCACCGCUCUGACACUUUUCCAGGCCUGCCUUUUGCCGGUCAUCACGCUACGGAAGGCAAGAUGGCGAGGUUAAUAUCACCACUCAAGGAAGGAGAUUCUUUACUUGUAAGACGGAGAGUCGCGCGGCACCAAGCCUCACUCUGUCCAGGACUUGGAGAGAUACCUACAGACACUAACAGAGACACACGCACACAAACAAACACUCCAACACCGCUACUGCGUGCACAGGCUUGAGCAAGUGCAAGGAUUGUUCUGGAGUGGUCUCUAAUACCAUGGACUCAUGCUUGCUUAAAGGAUGGAUUGUGCUUCUCACUCUUGCUCAGCUCUGCUGGGCUCAAGCACCGUCUACAGACUCCCCCGUCCUGCAAGAGACGCUGGCUGAAGCGCCCAGCCUGGUGGCCGUGGAGGAGGCCGUGAAGGUUGCUUUUGAGCAGGCCGAGCACGUCCCCACAGACACAGAGUUGCCUGCAGAGCCCGAGGCCGAGGCCGUGCUGGAGGACUCAGUGGUGGAGGCCGCCACGGACGAGGACCAGCCAGAGCCCCAGGUGACGGCGGAGGAGCCAGCGAGUGAGGCUGAGACAGAGGAGGUGCCGCCACAGCAGGAGGAGGUGCUGGAAGAGGCUGCCUCUGAGGCUGCCGAGGCUGCACCCGAGGCUGCUGAGGAGACGCUGCCUGCCUCUGCUGUAGAGGCCACUCCGGAGCAGGAGGAAGCAGAGCCAGCCACUGGGGUGGAGAAGGAGGAGCAAGCAGGCAGGGAGGAGGAGGUGGCAGCCACCACUGAGGGAGAGGAGGUCACUCAGGGAGUACUACAGGAGGAAGAUGGAGUGGAGGUGGGGGCAGCAUCAGAGCAGGAGGCUGUGUCAGAGGUGAUGGAGGCCGCAGCAGUGGAGGCUGCAGCUGUAGCUGCUGCAGGUGAGGAGGGCGGAGAAGGGGAGGCUACAGAGGGAGAGGCGGAGGCAGGAGCAGAGCCAGAGGCCGCAGGCCUGGAGGAGACCCAGGUGGCUGCUGUGGGUGAGGAGGACUCUGCAGUGGAGGAGGCAGCUCCAAUAGGAGGAGUGGAGGGAGGAGAGGAGCCGAAAGAAAAGACAGUGGAGGAAGAAGGAGAGGGAGGCAUAGUGGAGGGGACGGAGGAGGAGAUGGAGGGAGGUGCAAUGGUGGUUGCUGUGCCAUCUGAGGAGGAGGAGGAGGAGGAGGGAGGUGCAGUGGUGGUUGCUGUGCCAUCUGAGGAAGAGGAGGAGGAGGAGGAGGUGGCACAGGAGACCACAGACACCAGUGAAUCAGAUGAUGAAGGGGUGGUCACCACGGAGAGCGCUGAGCCAGUGGGCCCAGUGGCGGCCCCUGAAGACAACACACUGGCCCGGGAGGUCGCAGAGGAGACCAACGUUGUGGACAGGCUGAUUACGUCCGAGGAGCACCUGCUGGUAGGCCCAGAGGUGGUUGAGGCGGCGCCCACUCUGGUGGAGAGCCUGGAGGAGCUGCCUGCAACACCCCUGGGAGGAGAUGAGGAGGAGGAGGAGGAGGAGGAAGAGGAGGGUGAAGAUGACGCAGUGGAGGGGGACGUGAAUGUGCUGUUAGAGUCAGCUGAACCUAAAGAGGACACCUCUCUGGGCUAUGAGGCUUGGAAGAUCGGAGCGAUUGCUGCAGCUUUCUUCCUUGUUCUUCAAACUGUUGUAACGAUCGUGUACAUCCUCAAAUGCAAAAAACGAACAAGCAGUUCUCCAGCUCCCGAGAGAGCAUGUGAGGAGGGUGGUGCGUCAGCUGAAUCAGGCCCUGCAGAAAACACAGACACCACCUUACCAUCUGAAGAUGGCCUUCAGCAAAACACUGUGAGUGAUGCGUCAGAUCUAAAACAGGCCCAGCAGGAGGUCACCAUGACAGACAUUAAGCUGAACUCCACAGAAGAGAGCCGCAGCAGUGAAGAGUCUUCACAUGAUGUUAGAACUUCAGUUCUCUAAGGAAUCACUCACACACACACAACACACACACACACACACACACACACACACACACACACACACACACACACACACACACACACACACACACA